Zingiber officinale is the source of this 2400-nucleotide messenger RNA. RefSeq names its product probable pre-mRNA-splicing factor ATP-dependent RNA helicase DEAH4. Gene Ontology annotation, cellular component: intracellular anatomical structure. Lineage: Eukaryota; Viridiplantae; Streptophyta; Magnoliopsida; Zingiberales; Zingiberaceae. Gene Ontology annotation, molecular function: ATP hydrolysis activity; RNA binding. The transcript is spliced from 16 exons. The record is from RefSeq and is a predicted model, not a curated record. The coding region runs from base 84 to 2195 and encodes 703 amino acids.
AGCCUGGACCUGAAGCCCUCUUUCACCUUCGAACGCUUACGAGCAGAGACUGGGGGAGAGCCGGCGCUCCAUCCUCCGCGUCCAUGGCCGUCCUCCCCAUCAACAAGUUCGAGGAGAAGAUCGUAGAGACCGUGGAAGAGAACUCGGUGGUAGUAAUUAUCGGCGAGACCGGAUCCGGAAAGAGCACCCAGCUCUCCCAGAUCUUGCAUCGCCGUGGCUACACUCGUUCCGGCGCAAUCGCUGUCACCCAGCCUCGCCGUGUCGCAGCGGUCUCCGUCUCUAGGCGGGUUGCAUUUGAGCUUGGUGUUCGACUUGGUGAAGAAGUUGGUUAUGCAAUUCGUUUUGAAGAUCGAACCUCUGAAAAAACUUGCAUUAAGUACCUAACUGAUGGUUGUCUUCUUCGAGAAAGUCUAUCUAAUCCAGAGCUCAAUCAAUACUCAGUUAUUAUUUUGGAUGAAGCUCAUGAACGUAGUUUGAACACUGACAUUUUACUGGGCUUAAUGAAGCGCUUAACUAAGAGACGCACCUCAAAUUUUAAAGUUCUUAUCACUUCAGCUACCCUAGAUGGCGUCAAAGUAUCUAGAUUUUUCUCUGGAUGUCCUGUAUUGAAUGUCCCUGGGACAUUAUUUCCUGUGGAAAAAUUUUACAGCACUGAGCGUCCUACAAAUUAUGUUGAAUCUUGCCUGAAAACUGCUCUUGAUAUCCAUCUGCGUGAACCACUUGGGGAUGUCUUGAUUUUUAUGACAGGACAGGAUGAUAUUGAUAAAAUGGUAUCCAGACUAGAAGAUAGUAUCCAAAAGCUUGAAGAAGGUUCCUGUGUGGAUGCUAUUGUCCUCCCACUUCAUGGCUCUUUACCACCAGAAAUGCAGGUUCGCGUAUUCAGUCCAGCACCACCAAAUUGUAGACGAUUUAUUGUUUCGACAAAUAUAGCAGAAACUUCCCUCACUGUUGAUGGUGUUGUGUAUGUCAUUGAUUCUGGAUUUGUGAAGCAGCGGCAGUACAACCCAUCAACUGGAAUGUAUUCUCUUGAUAUCGUUCAGAUAAGUAGGGUUCAAGCUGAUCAGCGAGCUGGCCGAGCUGGAAGAACUCGUCCUGGCAAGUGUUACAGAUUAUACCCGAUAAGUGUUUACAAUGAAGAGUUUCUUGAUGCCACAAUACCAGAAAUUCAACGAUCAUCUCUUGCUGGAACUGUUCUGUACCUGAAGUCACUAAGCCUUUCUGACAUUGACAUCUUGAAGUUUGAUUUUCUUGAUCCUCCAUCACGUGAAUCAUUAGAAGAUGCUUUAAGGCAGUUAUACCUGAUUGACGCAAUCGAUGAAAAUGGACAAAUAACUGAUAUUGGAAAAUCUAUGGCUGAGCUUCCAUUGGAGCCCUCACUAGCAAGAACGUUGAUUGAGGCAAAUGAACUUGGAUGUUUGUCUGAGGCUUUGACUGUCGCUGCUAUGUUAUCAGCAGAAGUUACAAUUCGUCCUAGUCGAAGUAAGAAUAAAGAAAAAAAGAGAAAACAACCAUUUUCCAAACUACCUGAUGGUUGUGGGUGGGGUGAUCAUAUCCAACUGCUUCAGGUGUUUGAAAGUUGGGAUCAUGCUUUCUAUGAUCCAAGUUGGUGCACAAACUAUGAAUUACAGGUUCGCAGCAUGAUGUUUAGCAAGGAUGUGAGGAAUCAACUAUCUCAGAUUGUGCAUAAGAUAGCAAAAGGACCAUUGGAUGUAGAAUCAGGUAUAAUGCAAAACAAGAGUGAUAAAAAUUACAGAAAACUCAGGAGAGCUUUGUGCAAAGGCUAUGGAAACCAGUUAGCUGAGCGGAUGAUUCAUCACAAUGGCUUUCAUACGCUUGGUUACAGAUCACAACUUGUGCAGGUCCAUCCUUCCUCUGUUCUAGAAGCUGAUGAAGAUGGUCAAUUGCCGGACUACGUCGUGUAUCACGAACUCAUCAGUACAAGUCGUCCAUUUAUGAGAAAUGUUUGUGCUGUUGAAAUCUCAUGGGUCCAAACAAUCUUGCGGAAACUAGAGAAGAUGAACAUUCACAAGUUGAGCAGUGGUGGUUCUGACACUUUAGAGAGCCAUGAGAUCGCAAAGGAAGGGAAUUUAACAUUGCCUGUAGAAAGGGCCAAUACCGACAAGAAAUCUGAUUCCACAGAUAGUAAAAUUCAGGCAGCUCGGGAAAGAUAUCUUGCUAGAAAAGCAAAGAAGUAAAAGAAUUUUCAAGGAACCCGUAACAUCGUCGGUGGAAACAGCUAUUGCAUGCUGAAAAUCUGACGUCAGGAUAGUGAAAUUCAGUCCACUUGUAAAAGAAUUCUUGUGUGUUUCCAUCAUUGUUGAAAUCUUUAAAUCAUAGAUUUUGGAAAAACAACUAAAACAGGAACUGCUAGAACAUUCAACGGUUUUACUGUUAGAACUA